Messenger RNA from Chinchilla lanigera (long-tailed chinchilla), 1905 nucleotides. RefSeq names its product glutamyl-tRNA synthetase 2, mitochondrial (gene Ears2). The record is from RefSeq and is a predicted model, not a curated record. Lineage: Eukaryota; Metazoa; Chordata; Mammalia; Rodentia; Chinchillidae. Gene Ontology annotation, molecular function: ATP binding; zinc ion binding; glutamate-tRNA ligase activity. The transcript is spliced from 10 exons. Bases 41 to 1669 code for a protein of 542 amino acids. Gene Ontology annotation, biological process: glutamyl-tRNA aminoacylation.
GGAAGUGACGUAAAGAAGCCACGUGUGGCUACCGGCCCGCAUGGCGGCGCUCUGGAAGAGGGUUGUGCAGCCGCGGACAGUGCCCGCGGCCUUGGCUCGCCCCAGGGGAUGGCGCGAGGCCAGUUUGGGCGCCGAUCUCGGGGGUGCCGUACGAGUGCGGUUCGCCCCCAGCCCCACAGGCUUCUUGCACCUGGGGGGCCUCCGCACCGCCCUUUACAACUACAUCUUUGCCAAGAAGCACCGGGGGAGCUUCAUCCUGCGCCUGGAGGACACGGAUCAGGCUCGCCUUGUGCCCGGGGCGGCGGAGAACAUUGAGGACAUGCUGGAGUGGGCCGGCAUCCCUCCUGACGAGAGCCCGCGCCGGGGAGGUCCUGCGGGGCCCUACCGGCAGUCGCAGCGGCUAGAGCUCUAUGCGCAGGCCGCAGAAGCACUGCUGAGGACAGGAGCUGCCUAUCCCUGCUUCUGCUCUCCGCAGCGGCUGGAGCUCCUGAAGAAGGAGGCCCUGAGGAACCACCAGACACCACGGUACGAUAAUCGGUGCCGGAACCUGAGCCAGAAGCAGGUGGCCCAGAGGCUGGCCACAGACCCCAAGCCUGCGAUCCGCUUUCGCCUGGAGGUGGAGGCACCGGCGUUCCAGGACCUGGUGUAUGGCUGGAAUCGGCACGAGGUGGCCAGCGUGGAGGGGGACCCGGUCAUCCUGAAGAGCGAUGGCUUCCCUACGUACCACCUGGCCUGUGUGGUGGACGACCACCACAUGGGCAUCAGCCACGUGCUGCGGGGCUCCGAAUGGCUCACCUCCACCUCCAAGCACCUGCUGCUCUACCAGGCGCUGGGCUGGCAGCCGCCCCACUUUGCCCACCUGCCCCUGCUUCUCAACAGGGACGGCAGCAAGCUGUCCAAGAGGCAAGGGGACAUCUUCCUGGAGCACUUUGCUGCUGCUGGCUUCCUACCCGAUGCCUUGGUUGACAUCAUCACAAACUGCGGCUCGGGGUUUGCAGAGAACCAGAUGGGCAGAACCCUGCCUGAGCUGACAGCGCAGUUCGACCUGGCCCGGAUCACCUGCCACUCAGCCCUGCUGGACCUGCAGAAGCUCCCAGAGUUCAACAGGCUGCACCUCCGCCGGCUGGUGAGCAGUGAGACCCAGAGGCCCCAGCUGGUGGGGAAGCUGCAGGCCCUGGUGGAGGAGACGUUUGGGACCCAGCUGCAGAACAGGGAUGUGCUUGAUCCCGCGUAUGUGGAGAGGAUCAUCUUGCUGCGACAGGGUCACAUCUGCCGCCUGCAGGAGUUGGUCGCCCCGGCGUACUCUUACUUGUGGACUCGCCCUGCUGUGGGCCGAGCGCAGCUAAGCGCCGUCUCCGAGAAGGUGGAUGAGAUCAGCAAGCGCGUGCUGGGGCUUUUAGAGAGAUCUGAUACAGACGUAACGCAAGCCGUGCUGAACGGAGAGCUGAAGAAGCUGUCAGAAGGGCUGGAGGGCACCAAGCACAGCACUGUGAUGAAACUCCUCCGCGUGGCGCUCAGUGGACAGCUGCAAGGACCUCCUGUCGCUGAAAUGAUGGUGUGCUUGGGACCAAAGGAGGUGCGGGGACGGAUCCAGAAGCCCGGCGCUGGGACAGCUUGGAGGACAGUAGAGGAUGCACAUCUCAGGCCCAGGGAAAGAACUGCAGAGUGACACAGUGUCAUUAACCCCACUGCUGCCUGGUGCUGGGCAGUGUUGGGGACCCCUGCAAAGUGGCUCUGAGCAGGAUUUAAUGUUAACCAGUUGGCUUUCCGUGUUCACUUGUGAGUUGUCCGAAGCUUAGGCCCUUGUCUGAAGAUAGGCAGUGGGCUCAUAGUAAGUAAACCUCUGUGAGUCCCUGGUCACCACGGAGGCCUGCACUGGCCUGGGAAGCUGUGACACCUCAGAGG